AUGAUUCGCUACACAGGCAGGCGUCUAGUAGCAAUCGCUGACACAUGUGCCCCGACAAAUUUUGUGUACUCAACUGACCUGGCCUUCUAUUUCCCUCGAUUCCAACCACGGGUUCACUUCCAGACGCAAGGAAUCCCGGAGUUGCGGGAUGCUGUGGCGUUGCUACAGCCAGCCGCGAGCGGAAUGGAACGGCGAUGGUCGGCGCCUCACGCCUCCACGGCGUUGGAGUGGAAAAAAUCUCGUGACAAGGCCCUCGUGCUGUUGGCCCGUGGGGAGGAGAUCAUGGAGAAUGUCGGUGGCGUGGAUAACGCAGCCACAGCGAAUAUUGUGCGGCCAUUGUAUGCGACGAAAUUUGAGCUUCUGAAUGGUGUUGAGCAUCUACCACGCUCCGAAUAUGCGCAACACGUGGAUGUGCAUCGCCUUAUCCUCAAACAGGCGGGGCGUCUCCUUUACUUUAACGACACCUGGGAUAAAUCGGACGUGCAGCAAUUAGACACGGCUUGUGUCAUACUCGCCCAUUUUGUUCGUGCCUUCUGUGCGCUGCAUCAAGUCCCAUUCCACGCAAAACAAGAUAGUGCUGGCAAAACAGUGGGCACUGAGACUCGGGCGUGGUCGAUGAAAAUGGAGGGGUUGGGUGGCAGCAGCAGCGAAAAACUCACGUUGUCCAUUGUAAUGGACCGUAUUGACGAGCUGCUACGAUUAAGUCGCAAGGCGGCCGACACCCAUGCUUCGAAGAGCCCCGAUCUCCGCUGGAAUGUGCCAAAACUUUUGUUGCUCAAAGGGAUUCUGACGAUUCCGAUGACGGGCCACCUCGAACACGCCCGGGAGCACAUUGAUAAUGCGGCGAAAACGGUCCAUGAGUUUCUACAAAGAAAGCAGCCGAUCGUAGACGGCUUGGUCGCUCGCAAGCAGGAGCCUGAGCUGGGUCUUUUUAUGCUUGCACAGGCGGAAAUGGCGGCACGUAUAUUCGACUGGUCUGUCCAGCCCAACGAAGUUGACAAGGAUGUCCUGGAGAAGUUCGAGGCUGCUGCCAAGUUUUAUUCCGGCCCCUGCAACACAGCACUGGAUGCGGACGGCAUCAUGUCAACGGAUCAUAUUGAGGAGCGGCGCUUUGAAGUCGACGCGUACACUUCUUGCAUGCUAAGCUAUGGUACGUUUUUACUAAACGCCCCACGGCUCCCAGGCACGUCGAAUCGUGAUUCCCCUGUCUUCCUCCCACGUCAGGUAUUCACGAUGUCGCCUCUCGCUACAGUUGUGGCGUCAUCUGACCUCAUAUUUUCCGACGUGCGGGAGCCAGCCGCCAUGAAGAUUGACGUUGGCCGCAAGCGGGCGGGUGAUGCACUUGAACGAGCGCUUCAGCUCAACCGUGCCCUUUAUCCUGACCAAAAGCAAAAUCCCAAGGCAGCAUGGACGCUCCUGGGAAUGGCAUCCCUCUAUGCCGAUAUGCGGGAUUACUUGUACGCGACUGGUCUCUUUGCCUCAGCAGAGAAGGCACUUGCCGAGAGUUACGGUAAUACCUCUUUGGAGCGGCUCCUCGCCCUGAAGUUGCGGUAUGAGUUCUUGGCCGGUGUAGGGUCGGAGCAGGAGUCAAAGACCACUGCACACGAAGUGGUGCAACUCCUCAAGCAAAUUGAUAGCCUUUCACAGGGGUAG
Messenger RNA from Trypanosoma grayi, 1653 nucleotides. RefSeq lists its product as hypothetical. The record is from RefSeq and is a predicted model, not a curated record. The coding region runs from base 1 to 1653 and encodes 550 amino acids. Lineage: Eukaryota; Euglenozoa; Kinetoplastea; Trypanosomatida; Trypanosomatidae. The transcript has a single exon.